AUGUGGAAUCGAGAGAGCGAGGAGGUCCCAGUCGAGGAGUCGCCACUGACGGCGGCACGGCGCAACGUACUGCAGCGCCAGGACAGCCCGCAGCCUACUGAAAAGGCGGCUCGAUCCUUCUGGUCUCUUCUGGGACGGAAGGGCGCGAAGACCUCCCAUGCAAAGACGCGGGCGGAGAGACGGGCGGAACGCUGGGAGAGACACCGCAACUUUGAGCGGGUUCGCUUCGAGGUUGGAGAUGGCGAAGAUCCCGAGGAAGCCGACACAAAGAAUGCCCUGGGGUCCACGGCAUAUCUGGAAAGCCUCAGGAUGCAGAGGAUGGUGAACUCGGCACAGAAUUUUCAGCCGCGCUCUCGACAGCAAAUUUCGCCUAUUGCAAAGCACGCAAAAGGUGCGGUUCAGAAGCAGGACCUGGCCAUGGAGGAUGUGACGGAGAAAGCGUUGAACCUGGAGCAUUGGUUUGACUCUGGGCUCCACCUCGGAGAGGUCCUCCAGCCGAAGAAGAUGCCACCUGCAGGUUACGAAGUCGCAGCCUGGUCAGAACAUGUUCCUUUCCUGAAGCAUCUUCGAACUGGCGUGGUCCUCUGGCCCGUCCGCUUCAACCUGCUGCCCUUCUUUGAAGCUCUUGAAGGGCAGAUGGCCUACCGUCGGCUCGUCACGGUCUAUCACUACACCACCGGUUCUGGCUUCAACAGGAUUGUGGCUCGUUUUGACACGCGGACCAGCGACUUUCCUGCGGCUCAUGACUUCGCCGAGGAACUCUGGGAUAGGUUAGUGGAAGACGCUCAAGGACUCGAAGCGCAUGGUGCAGACAUUCCCGACGACGCUUUUGUUGCGAUCAAAGACCCCCCCGACAUCUUCACAGACCGUGAGAAGCUGUGCAGGGCGGCCUGCAGGCUUCCCGAUGGACAUGGACGCGUGCUGCCUCUGAGCCGCGUCUCCUACUGCAUUGCUUUACACGUGCCAGAGGACAGGAUUCUGAGCAACAGGCAGUGGAAAUCCACCGUCUUUGUUGCAGCGCCUGGAAGCGUGGACGAUGAUGACUUCCAAAGCUUGUCGACAGGGACGAGCACCACCGGUGAGGAUUCCAAAUUGCGCUGGCUUGGCUUCAUUGGUGACAGCUCCAAGAACAGCAGGAAGCAACAAGAAAAGCUCUUGGCAGAGGUGAAAGUAUUGGGUCUUUUGGAUGGUCUCGUUGAUCCCGAAACUGGCGACGUGUUGCAGGACGAGCAGGCGAAAGCUGCCAAUGAUGGCAAUUCCAGGCGAAGUUCGAUCACGUCAGCCGGAUCCGUUCCAACUCACGACGGGGAGGACGAUCAAGAGAAGAAAAUGGUGGAGGAGCGAAUUGCAUUCCUGGAGAAGGAAUUGCAGCGCUGCGAGCGCAAGCAGCGCAAAGCCUCUGCAGACACCGGUGGGCCGCUGGCUUUCUUCGACCUCGAUCCAGAGAGAAUUAAGCGGCUUAGCAAUAUCCACCAGCGACUGACCGACGACUUAUCUCAAGCUCGUGCGCAUCUGCGAAGCUUGGAUGAUGAGGAGACGCGAUCUUCUCGUCGCCGUGAGGCACUCCUGCAGGCAGUGACCGAUGGCAAGGCCUCUUCCGCAGGAGCAGUGAAGGCAAAGAGGCAUGGUCCUCAAUUCUCGGAGUUCGCUGCUGACACUCGCGACACCAUUUGUCACAUGGGCGAUGAGUACAAGGAUCUCAAGGGCGAUAUCUUGCGUGAUAUGUUGGGAGGCUCUGUGACGGCUGCGCGGACUUGGUUGGAAAGUAAGGGCGACCCAGAUACAUAUCAUGCUGGUACUGGUUGGACUCCGCUGUUGAUGGCAGUAUCCACUGGGAAUAUGGAGCUGGUGGAGCUGCUUAUUUCUUACAGGGCGAGCCUGACACUCCCGGCGAAAGGCUCCGGGGAAACGUGUGUCCACCUAGCAGUGUACAAGACUACAAGUGAAAUGCUUCACAAAGUACUGGAUGUGCAUGGGCCAGCUACCAAGGAGGUACGCAACGACGGAUCCACAGCGCUGAGUCUGGCAGUGGAAAAGGCUCCAGCACGUGUGAAGAACGAGUUCAUACGUGCUCUCCUAGAGAAACACUCGGACCCGAACGUGAAGCGCAAGGAUGGCUGGACGCCCCUGGGCCUCGCUGUUCGAAGUAAUCUGCGCCACGCGACAAAAUCAAUGGUUGCUGCACAUGGGGCCAUUUUGACCAUAGUUCCGGACACCAAGCCGCCGCUUACUCUUUGGGAGCUGGCGGCUCCACAGUUGGACCUCCAGAAAGUCAUUCGAAUGAAGCUUCCGAGCAAGGACUUGUCGGAAAUCGAGAAACGAUGGCCGGGAACCCUGCUUCAGAUGGUCGAUGAUGACUAG
Symbiodinium necroappetens is the source of this 2361-nucleotide messenger RNA. NCBI's taxonomy places the organism in Eukaryota, Dinophyceae, Suessiales, Symbiodiniaceae. The record is from the annotation of a GenBank genome assembly.